AUGCUUCGCAGAAUCGUCUUUGCUGCCCUGGCCGGAGUCGCCACGGCCAUUCUCGACAGUUCCUUCAACGGUACGGGACAGAUCCGCGCACUUGCCCAUGGUACCACGAAUGGCACCGACAUGGGCUGCCUUACAGAUGCAGGCCAAUGGACAACCAUCGAGGACGACUGUGGUGUCUUUGCCGGCGUACGAAACGGUGCUACUGGUGUCUACCUCACCUCGGAGAGAGGAUCCUGUGGUAGAGCCGAGGAUGAUGAUAGCGUGCUAUACUUCAACUGUGCUGAAGAUCAAGACGCUCUCGACUUUUGGAUUUUCGCCGCAUACACCAAUAGGGAUAUUCUAGUUUAUAGCGAGACCUUCACCUGGUCUAGCUUUUCCACCUUUGCCGACGCCGACACAAACAACCUCACCCUCCACAGCUACCGGACCAACGAUCCUGAACCAUGGGUGUGGAUGGGAUGGACCGCCCUGUAA
Pestalotiopsis fici W106-1 is the source of this 474-nucleotide messenger RNA. RefSeq lists its product as uncharacterized. Lineage: Eukaryota; Fungi; Ascomycota; Sordariomycetes; Amphisphaeriales; Sporocadaceae. The transcript is spliced from 2 exons. The coding region runs from base 1 to 474 and encodes 157 amino acids. The record is from RefSeq and is a predicted model, not a curated record.